Molecule: messenger RNA, 1237 nt
Organism: Stegastes partitus (bicolor damselfish)
Lineage: Eukaryota; Metazoa; Chordata; Actinopteri; Pomacentridae
Exons: 3
Coding region: 1-999 (332 amino acids)
Source: RefSeq, a predicted model, not a curated record
AUGCAUCUACGAGUGGUGAUCUUCGCCCUGUCAUUUUUGACAACUUUAGCAUACCCACUACACGGUGACACCAGGGAGGCAACCUGGACUGACUCAAAGGCCAACCAGGCUCAUGACAAGACAGACCCAAAAUAUCUGGAUAAGAUCUACAAGAGCAACAUAGACAGUAGCAGCCUUUACAACCAAGGAAAUGAUGACAGCCAAAACAUUGUGGCAGAGGAGAUGCAGCGCAAACUCAACAUGGAGUCAGCGCGUCUGCGUAUCCGUCUGCGCCAAGAGCUGGCCGAGCUGCGAGAGAAGUUGUCCCCAUCUCCAGACCAUCUCAGCUCCACCCUGGCCAGCAUGAGGGAGCGCUUGACUCCCCUCACCCAGCAGCUUGGGAGCUCUCUCAGCAGCAACACCCAAGAUCUGUGCAGCCAGCUGAGUCUCUACCUGCAGGGCCUGGAGACGGCCGAGGCCCAGGUAGAGGCCAGUCCGGCUCUCUAUCAGGAAGCCUUCCAAUGGAUGAGCCAAACCCUGGAGCACAGCAGGUUGAAACUUGCUAACAUCUUCAAUGACUUCCACUCCACAGCCAGUGCAGUGAUUGAACAUCUGAAAGAGAUCAGUGCUGGUGAGGAGGAGGCAGCCAAGUCAAAGGUCUGGCAGGAAAUGAGCUCAAGGCUGGGACAAGAAGUGAGUUCACUGAGGGAGGAGGCACAGAACAGGGCAGGGGCUCUCAAAGCACAGCUUGCUGCUUUGCAAGAAUCUGCACAACCUCGUAGGACGGAGGUGGCAGGCAGCGUGGAACAGUUCUGCCAAAAUGCAGCCCUGCAGAGCCAAAUGCUUCAGGCCCGGAUGGAGAGGCUGUUUACAGGGCUGGAAGAGGAGCUGGAGACUCACAGAACCUCCAGCCUGCAUCUGGCUUCUUCCAUAUCCUUACAGGAAGGUGACUCUUUGCAGGAGGACUUUUCAGUUAAACUCUCUGCUCUGAUCCAGGACAUUCUGCACUCAGUGCAGUGACAAAAAGCACUAACUUCAUCAGUGAUACAGUCCCAUUAAAAUGAAUUAUUGGACCUGUAUUCUUGUAAAUGUGGCUUGUUGUUUGUCAUCAUACCAGCCCAGUAAGUAGCUUGUAAAUAUUUAUGAAUGCAUGAAUUUGACUGAUGUGUUUGUUUCAUUCUGUGUGUGUCAAUAUGUAUUUACUGUGGAAUGUAAAAAGAUGCUUUGAAGAGUAAAGUUUUUGUUAAUACACUACAAA